AUGUCCUCAUACUACUCAUCCAGCAACAUCCCCACACACUCGGGAUCCAGAUGCAAAAACGAGCAAGGAGUCUUCUCUGCCCAUCUCGUCAUCCCCAUCUACGCGACCAUUUGGCUGAUCUUCUGGCUCCUAGGUGUCUUUCUCCAAAUCUCCAUUUUCAUCGGCAGCUGUCUGGCCCAGGGUAAGUCGCCGUCCCGAGGCAGUGUGACAAUCUCUCUAGACAUGCCUGUCUUUGCUUUGUUUUGCAUUGGGUUGUGGGGGGCGAUCAAGCUCUCGACGUGGUUGCUUGUCGUCUUGUGCUCGCUCUUUACUAUGGUCAGUGAUGCCGACGAGGAGAAUGCCCGCGCGGCUCGCCAGCGAAGAGAGCAGGUCCUGCGGCGGCGGGCUAUGAGGCAAGUGCAUUACCAUUGA
Messenger RNA from Penicillium diatomitis, 411 nucleotides. RefSeq lists its product as uncharacterized. Bases 1 to 411 code for a protein of 136 amino acids. The record is from RefSeq and is a predicted model, not a curated record. The transcript has a single exon. Lineage: Eukaryota; Fungi; Ascomycota; Eurotiomycetes; Eurotiales; Aspergillaceae.